CAAUUUUAUCACAGUGGCACAUAAAAGAGAGCAUAAAUUAGACCAGAAUGGACAAAUAGGAAGCAACUGUGGUUGGACUGUCAUUCGACUACCAGAAAGAAACAUUUAGUGGCAAAACUGGAUUAUGGUUAUUAUUAAAGAGAAUCUUACAAGAGUCCGUAGAAAUGCCAAUAAUUUCAGGUUCUAUGGUUGUUGUUCCUUGCUACUUACUUUUUCUUACAACCUGUUCAUGAACUCCAUGAGUUGUACUGGUCACUCUCUCUUUGCUAAUAUACCUUACCUUUUUGUUUUGUCUCUUUACAGUACUACUGCUUCUAUUCCCCUUUUCAUUCAUUGAUCUCCCAGAAUAUAUGGGUCUCUGACUACUUUAUUUUCUUCCUUCUUACUGUAACUCUCACAGUGUUUACAAGUAGCUAGUAGUUGCAAGUAGUACUCUCUUGCAAGUUUCAUUUGUUUCUUGCCUUCGCUUUAAAUCCUUCCCAUCUCUCUAGAGUACUACACUUCAGAAGAUGUUGUCAUUAAGAUUUUCUUUUUAUAGAGUUGGGUAUUAGAAAUUUCUUGUCCUUUAAAUUUUCUUUUUUUAGAUUUUGGGUCUCUAUAAAAUAUUUCAUGAGAGGAUUGUGGAGUCUAGUCAGAAAGUAGGGUUUUCAUUUCUUUUAUUUCUCUCGACAAGUCUGAAGUUUUUUUUUUUUGUGGGUGAAGAUACAAUGGGGAAGCUAACAUUUGGCAAAGUGUUGGAUUGUUUUUGUGUGUCACCUAAAGGUUCAAGCUCUUGUUUUUGUAUAAACUCUUUAGAAGCACUGGAAGAUGAUGAUUUUGAUAGAAAGCCGUUGAUUGGGAAAGAAAGAAGUCACCAGUUGAUGAAAUUGGGAGAUCUUGUUAAUGGAACACAAACUUUAGCUUCUCAACUAAAACCAAAGAUGGUGGAGCUAAGGGUUUCAAUGCAUUGUAAUGGUUGUGCAAAAAAAGUUGAAAAACACAUCUCAAAGAUGGAUGGAGUGAUAUCUUAUCAAGUGGACUUGGAAAACAAGAAGGUGGUGGUGAUAGGGCAUGUUUUUCCAUAUGAAGUGUUGGAGAGUGUAUCCAAGGUGAAGAAUGCAAAGAUAUGGACAUCUCCUUAUGUCAAUUGAUUAAGAAUUUGGAAAAAUUCAGACGAAAAAUAAGAUAAAACAAGACUACGAGGAGUAUAAUAUUGGGAUGGUCAUACCAUGUCCAAGAUGUAUGUUUAAGUUGUUUUUCUCUUCUUUUUAGUUAAGCUUAAUCAAAUAUGUGUGCAUUAAGAUCUCUGUAAGAGCAAUAUAUAUGCGUGGAGAAAGAAGCAAAUUUAUUAGUCUUCUUCUAGGAUGUAAUCUCUGUACAUAGUGCAUUUUCAUAAAAAACAUAAUGCA
Messenger RNA from Papaver somniferum (opium poppy), 1388 nucleotides. Its product is annotated as protein SODIUM POTASSIUM ROOT DEFECTIVE 2-like. Lineage: Eukaryota; Viridiplantae; Streptophyta; Magnoliopsida; Ranunculales; Papaveraceae. Gene Ontology annotation, molecular function: metal ion binding. The transcript is spliced from 3 exons. Bases 708 to 1130 code for a protein of 140 amino acids. The record is from RefSeq and is a predicted model, not a curated record.